AUGGUUCCUCGGCGGGAUGAAAUGUUCCUGAGAGGUGUGUCCAAGCAGAGGCACGUCCGUGUUUCAGAUAUGCCGGCACCGCCGAAGCGCCCGGAGGAGGAUGAAAGCUCGCUUCCAUCUCCGAAGCAGCCUGUCCCCAACCGGGUUCCUGCAGGACCCGGAAAGCUGUCGAGGAACAAGGGAAGGCUGAUGCCAUCGCUGCCCGAGGAUCAGGAGCUUCACCCGCCGAGUCCUAUGCAGUCAGGCGAGUGCUUCCGUCUCCGGCAUGUCCGGGUGGAGGCCUUGCUGCAGGACGGCACGUUGGGGCUUCUGUUGCACGGCACCUCUGUGGUUGGCUUCUGCAGCGAGGAGGCGGCCUCGCACGGCUGGUUUGUCGGCGAUCAGAUCGUGGAAAUCAACGGGAAGCGUGUGGCUGCCUUCGACGAGUUUUUGGAGCAAUUCCUGGCCGCGCAGGUGCAGGGCUUUCCGAUUGUCUUCAGCGUGCUCCGGCGAGAAGCUCCAGAAGAAACACCCGACGAGGAUCCUCUCGAAAGCUUUUUCAGCGAAAUCGACUUUGUCGACCUGGCCGGACGGCUCAAGAAGAAGUUCGGCGGGGGAUCGCCCGGCAAGGCCGAGCUGGCGAGCACGGGCAGCUCAGGCGAUGCCAUCCUGGAAAAUCCCUACAUCCAGGCCCUUCGCCGUCGGCGCACCGAGCUGAGCAAGAGCCCGGAGGGAUGGAGUGAAGAAAGUCAAUCGCUCGCUGCCAAGAUGGCCACGGAGCGUGGUGAUGCUUUGGCCACCCUGAAUCUCAGCUGCCCACUUCAGUGUUGUACACACGUGCCGAAAGGGCUCGGUAGUUACAGUGCUCGCAUGGUCGACAGGAAUGAUAUGGCCCUCGCAACACUUUGCGCACCUUCUACUUCCGCUUGCUGGCACAUGCCGUUGAAAGCAUGUGUGUUGACAGCAUUUCCCCUGCUUUUAGUUCUGUGCCGGGAAUAUCGUUGUCGGUAUUGA
Symbiodinium sp. CCMP2592 is the source of this 993-nucleotide messenger RNA. NCBI's taxonomy places the organism in Eukaryota, Dinophyceae, Suessiales, Symbiodiniaceae. The record is from the annotation of a GenBank genome assembly.